UGCUCCUAGAGGCCCAGCUUUUGUGGCCUCGUCACCUGCAGGUAUUGGGAGAUCCACAGCUAAGACGCCAGGACCCACUGGAAGCCUAGAAAUGUUGGCUCCAAAAUCCGCGGCCCCGAGUUCUCCUUGGCGCAGCUCGGCCCUCAGUCCCCUUCAGCCAUAGGAUGGCGGCCGGGCUGACAGCUCGGACCCCGGGCAUCCUGUCUCCUCCCUGCGCAGUGACUGUGCCUUGGUCUGGAGUCCUCUGUGGGCAGCUCUGCCCCCACUGCCGCAGCUCUCCCCGAUUGUGCAGGGACCACUGGACGGUCAUCAGGGGAGAAUACUGACUCGGGAUGCAGAGUUCAUGAAUGGGAAGAGCUUUGGUCUGCGGGGUUCCCAGUCCCCCUUUUUUUCUAUUAAAAAUUUGUGGAAGUCUCCGCAGAAAUAUUAAAGAAUUUAAUUAAAGAGUAAUUCAAGAAUUGUAGAGCACCAAGCUAUGUUUUGUAGUUUGUGGUUUAUGGAAGGGGCUUGAAGAAAACACUUUUAUAAAGUGCAUGAUAAAGGAAAGCAAAUUCAAUAAUUGGUUAGGUAAAGUUAUGUAGUUUCUUAAUUUGUAGGAUCAAGGUGGAAAUUCCCUGGUCAUGUAAUGAGAGGUUAAUUGGCAGUUUAUAGUUGGUUAAGCCUGAAUUUUAUUUUCCCCCAAUGUAAUACUUUAGAAAAAAAGCAUUCGAGUUAGAUUUUUUUGCAAGUAGCAACCCUAGGACUGGAGCCACCUCAGUCUAAUUGCCUGCCACUUAAUUAUUUUCACACUCCACAGGGCACUGAUUUUCCUCUGCAUUUUUCACUUCUGUCUCAAGCAGGGUCUCAAGACUUCUCCCCAUUUCCCAUUCCUCCAGCCUAACUCUGGCUUGCAGUAAAAUACUAAAUUUCCAGUUCCUUCUGACAUUCCCAAAUGCCAAUUUCCCCUCCCUAAUUCACAUUAUCAACUAUUUGUCCUUUAGUGUACACUUUAGUGUACAUUUUAGGUACCAUAUUUUAAUUAAUCAUUUUUUGACAAAGCAUUGGCUGGCAUUUUAAAAAAGAUUUGUUUUCUGUUUGUAAAUAUUUCCCAAGAGAAGAAAGCAAAGAAUAAUCCCCUGACACUAUAUUGUAAAAAAUGUUCUGUGCCUCCUUUCCUUUUAUUGCCUCUAGCCACAGAAACCUUAUCAGAAUAUUUUUGGGUCAGGGUUUCCCUUUGGAAACUUUAUAAGGUAAUGUGUCCUCAGCCACCCUUCAGUUUUUUCCCUGGUUCUGGGUUUCAGUACUGUCUGGGGAUAAAUCAAGAUAUCCACUGUGGCUGUGUAUGCUAGAAUGUCUAGUAAAUUUCAGCUCCUGGCCUGGAAUGAAACUUCGCAUAUCUGGGAAUGGGAGACAGGACAGCCUGAAGUUGGAGUGUAGCCUCUCAAGGGAGUGGAUGCCCUGAGGCUGAGAGGAGUCUCCUGGGGUACUCUUCCUUUGAAAAGCAAACCCUUAGAGAAGUUAAGAUUGUCUUCAAGCAACCCGGCUUCCAUUUCUCGAAGACACAUUGCUGGUCAGCCAAUCAGAUGGUGGUAAUGAGGGAAAAACAAAUAAUUUUUUUUUUCUUGGAUUCUCCGAGAAUUAUGAAAGAGAAAAUAGUAUCCCAAAAGACAAAAAAAAAAAAAAAAUCAAACCUGGCCCCAGUGAGAUGGUGCAGCAACUUGCAAAGUGAAAUGCACCUUGGGGCACUCAGUGGGGCCUAGUACAGUGUCUCUGGAGAGGGUGGUCACUGAGCACUUAAGUGAGCAGGAUGGGGGUGGGAGAAUCUCUCAAGGGAUUGGGUGGCCUGACUUGACACAUGAGUCAGACACAUCUGUUUUUUAAUGAGCACCGUAGCUCCCUGGGUUUGUCACCUUGAAAAGGUUUGUUCACUUAUUUUGACUACAGUUUUUUAACUGUAACUUGCAUUUUAUUAGUAGGGCUUAAAAGGUAAGAAAAUAUUUACAAAGGGCAUAAAAGAGGUGGGGCUCAGAAGAAAAUCAAUAUCUAAUCCUAUAUUCCAUUCUUAAGAAUACUCAUUUAAGGAAGACUCUGUCUCAAAAACAAAAACAAAACUCAUUUACCUUUUUCUUUCCCAGACCGAGUUUAGAAAUUUUCUCAGGUGUGUGUUUUUGUUUUUGUUUUGUUUUGUUUUGAGACGGAGUUUUGCUCUUGUUGCCCAGGCUGGAGUGCAAUGGCUCAGUAUCAGCUCACUGAAACCUCUGCCUUCUGGGUUCAAGUGAUUCUCCUACCUCAGCCUCCCAAGUAGCUGGGAUUACUGGCAUGUGCCACCAUGCACCAGCUAAUUUUUUGUAUUUUUAGUGGAGAUAGGGUUUUUCCAUGUUGGUCAGGCUGGUCUUGAACUCCCUGCCUCAGGUGACCUGCUCGAUCUGCCCGCCUUGGCCUCCCAAAGUGCUGGGAUUACAGGCGUGAGCCACCGCGCCCAGCCAGGUGUGUUUUUUUAAUGACUUGGUGACAUCCAACAGAAUUCCAAGGCUUAGUUUUUAGAGUGCUACAAAGGAAAAAAAUAGGGAAAAUCUCUCUUCCAUUUUGGCUGUAGAAAAUGAAUACAUUUCCAUAAGAAAAUGUGGUAGAUAAUUGGUGAGUUACAUGCAUGAAAACAUCAGUUCCUCUUUUUGCAGGGUACAUUUGUUACAGGGAAUACCUCUGUUCUAUACUCUAUCAUCUUGAUAUGUGAUGUUAAUGCUAAAUUUUAUGAGAGGAAACUUGGUAUCUCCUAGAAGUGCUCCCAUAUGACUAAUUGUUUACUACAUGAUUUUUAAUGGAAAUAAUAACAUAUUGUCUUAAAGGAAUAAAUGCAUUUGUAUUUCUUAUUGAGGUAUGAAAUGUAAGUACCUUAAAAUUUCCUUCCCUUAUAUAAACAAUGUGUUUGAGUAAUUUUUUCUGAAUUUUUCAGUUCCAAAAACCAAGUGAAUAACUCUGACAUGGAAAUUAAAGCUUGUGCCCAGUGACCCCAAGCUAAUGCUAAUAUUGAGCCUGCAAAAAGGGGGGAGGUUCUUUCUUUCUUUUUCUUUUUUCUUGACAGAGCCUUGCUCUGUUGCCCAGGCUGGAGUGCAGUGGUGAGAUCUUGGAUCACUGCAGCCUCUGCCUCCUGGUUCCAGCAAAUCUCUUGCCUCAGCCUCCCAGGUAGCUGGGAUUACAGGCAGGUGCCACCACACCCAGCUAAUUUUUGUAUUUUUAGUAGAGACGAGGUUUCACCAUGUUAUCCAGUCUGGUCUCAAACUCCUGACCUCAAGUGAUCCUUGGUCUCCCAAAAUGUUGGGGUUACAGGUGUGAGCCACUGCACCCAGCCGGGGAGGGAGGGUAUUAAAGGCUCAGUUCAUUCUUUCUAGGAAACCUUCCCUGCAGAUGUCCCAGCCUGCUCACUCUAGCCAUGGAAGAAGCCUUUAUACUGAAAAAAGUGACAGAGCCCUGGAAAGCUGGGGACCCACAGACAGAUGCAGUUAACAUUAAGAUGGAAUGGGACUGGGAGGGUCUUACUGCAGAUGAAAUUGUUACUGUUUUGAGGCAGUUUCUAGACUUUGUAAAAUGAGCUAAAUUAGGUUUAUGUAAAAAAAUUGAAUUCUAAAAGACUGUUGCAACAGAACGAAGUACCAACUAUAAGAGCUUUAAGGAUUGCAAAGUUUAAACAGAUAAAGGCUUUCUUUCUUAGGGAGGAGCAAAAAAGAUUAGAAGGUCAGAGGGGAAUAGCAAAUGGAGGAUGAAAAAAAAAUCAGAUUUUAGAUCAGAAAUCGUUUUACCAUGAAGUCAGCAAGUUUUUAGGAGGAACAUAAAAUGGGGUUGUAUGUUGGCUCAGACUGAGAGUAGCUCAAAGUUCAGGAGCCUGUGGAAAGGAGAUAAACUUAAGUAAAGUUUGAUUAAGAAGUAUUUUAGGCUGGGCACAAUGGCUCAUGCCUGUAAUCCCAGCACUUUGGGAGGCCAAGGCUGGGGGAUCACUUGAGGUCGGGAGUUCGAGACCAGCCUGGCCAACAUGACGAAACCCCAUCUCUACUAAAAAAAUAUAUAAAAAUUAGCCAGGCACGGUUGCAUGUGCCUGUUAUCCCACCUACUCUGGAGGUUGAGGCAGGAGAAUUGCUUGAACCUUGGAGGCAGAGGUUUCAGUGACCCAAGAUCGUGCCACUACACUCUAGUCUGGGCGACAGAGUGAGACUCCAUCUCAAAAAACAAACAAAAAAGCAUUUUAUUUUGACCACUGAAGACAAAUUUAGCUAAUUUUUUAAUACAAAAAAGAAAAUGUGCAGAGUCAGUGUCUGGUUAUGUGAUAAGUCAGACAAGAGAGCACCAGCUAAGUCAUAAUGAAAGGAUGUUUCUUCCCAUAAACUGUUCCUGGAGAACACAAAGGAUAGAGAAUUUUAUUAAUGCUAUUUACCAGGAUUAUCUAUGUGCUUCAUCUUUCCCCACGUCUUUGUCCUAUACAUUUUUUCCACUUGAGUUUUCUGGGUUGUAUUUUGUAUAAUAAAUGGGUAAACAUAACUACAGUAUUUUGCUGAGUUCUGUGAGUAGCUCUAUAAAAUUAUUGAACUUGAGAGAUUUAUGGGAGUCCUGAAUUUUUAAACAGUAGCUCAAAAGCAUAGAUGGACCUAUAGGGUUUGUGACUGGUGUCUGCAGUGAAGACAGUGUUGUGAGAUUGAGCCCUGGAUCAGGGUCUGUGCUGACUCUUAAGUGGGGUCAUAAUUCAAAUUUUAGACAAUGUGUUGGUUUUGAAGAAUUGCUUGGUGUUCAGCAAACAUUACAAUUUUGGUGCCAGAAGAAAGACAUCUCAGAGGCCUGGCCUGGAAUGGAACUCUGGGUAUCUGGCAAUGAGAGACUCUGCUCUCCUGUACACAGGCUGUCACACUGCCCAUUGUCCUGGGAUUUGAGGUCUCCUCCCACUCCCACUGUGAGAGAGGACUGAAAACUUAGAGGAAGGGAGCUCUUAUAGCAGACCUCCUUUUCCCACCACUGCCACCUCAGGAUUUCCACCCACUCACAAACAUACCCACUAGACAUUGAUGUGUUCACACCUCCCAGGACUAGGCACCACCUUAGGAAUUUCACCACAGCAUUUUUCAUCCUGGUGUUUCUUGCCAAAAACCCACAAAAGUGUCUACAAGUCUCCUGACAUAUUCCUGACACUGAAUCUGCAGCAGCAACCUGUUCUCUCCACCAGUCUAGGAUUCUGGACCACCUGUUCAUAAUCUCAUCUGCCUGCAUGGACACAGAAAUAAAUCAGAGGACAAUCCCACCUGGACCACUAUCUGUAGCACAAACCAUUCCUUACACGUACAUUAUGCUAUCCCCUACCCAUGAAUUUUUUAUUUUUGGUUCAGGGGUACACAUGCAGAUUUGUUAUGUGGGUGAAAUUGUGUCACGGGGGGUUUGGCAUGCAGAUUAUUUUGUCACUGAGGUACUAAGCAUAGCACCAAACAGGUAUUCUUUGAUCCUUUUUGUCCUUUCACCCUCCACCCUAAACUAGGCCUCAGUGACUGUUGUUUCUCUCUUUGUGUCCAUGUGUUCUUAUUAUUUAGCUCUUACUUAGAAAUGAGAACAUGCAUUUGGUCUUCUGUUUCUGCAUUAGUUUUCUAAGGAUAAUGGUCUCCAACUCUGUCCAUGUUUCUGCAAAGGACACAAUCUUCUUUUUUAUGGCCACACAGUAUUCAUUGUAUUUAUGUACCAUAUUUUGUUUUUAUUAAAUAUUUUAUUUUAUUUUAUUCAGUUUUGGAGACAGAGUCUCACUCUGUCACCCAGGCUGAAGUGCAGUGAUGUGAUCUUGGCUCACUGCAGCCUCAAUCUCCCUGGUGCAAACAAUCUUUCUACCUCAGCCCCCCAAGUUGCUGGGACUGCAGGUGCAUACCAUUAUGCCUGGCUAAUUUUUCUUUUUGUAUUUUUUGUAGCGAUGUGGUUUUGCCACGUUGCCCAGGCUGGUUUCAAACUUAUGACCUCAGGCAAUCUACAUGCCUUGGCCUAUGAAAGUGCUGUGAUUGGCCAGAUGCAGUGGCUCACGCCUGUAAUCCCAGCACUUUGGGAGGCCGAGGUGGGCGGAUCACAAGGUCAGGAGAUCAAGACCAUCCUGGCUAACACGAUGACACCCCGUCUCUACUAAAAAUACAAAAAAUUAGCCAGGCGUGGUGGUGGGCGCCUGUAGUCCCAGCUACUUGGGAGGCUGAGGCAGGAGAAUGGCGUGAACCCAGGAGGCGGAGCUUGCAGUGAGCAGAGAUUGAGCCACUGCACUCCACCCUGGGCAACAGCGUGAGACUCCAUCUCAAAAAAAAAAAACAAAAAAGAAAGUGCUUUGAUUACAGGCAUGAGCCACCGUGCCAUACCAUACUUUCUUUAUCCAGUCUGCCAUUGAUAGGUGUUUAUGGUGAUUCCAUGUCUUUUCUAUUGUGAGUAGUGCUGCAGUGAACAUGCAUGUCUUUGUAUCUUUAUGAUAGAAUAAUUUAUAUUUUUUGGGGUAUAAACCCAAUUAUGAGGUGCCUGGGUCAAAUGGUAAUUCUGUUUUUAGUUCUGUAAUUGCCACAAUUCUUUUCACAAUGGUUGAAUUAAGUUAUACUCCUACAGGCAGUGUAUAUGAGGCAGGAAAUAUAAAAGGAAAAACAAGUAAAGGGAAAACAAGUCCUUCCCUGAUCAGUCUGACUCACUCCAAAGUCCUGCUGGAGCUAUGAUAACAUUAUCUGCAAAGCCAGGCAGGGACCCCGAAAGAAUGGGCUCCAGGAGCAGAGAUGAGAAAAACAAGUUCUCCUUAUCAGUUUCCGCCUUUGAAAUUCUUUCCCCAUACCAUUAUUCUUUGUUCUGCUCUCACAACUAUUUUUGUAACUAUUUCUGCAAGUUUGCAAAGAUUUCAUAAGUUCCUGUUUUUCUUUCUGUAGCACGGCAAGGUCACAAGACAUGCUUAAGUAAGAUAGAGUCAUGUUGCAAAUCCUGUUGUAAAACCUGUCACGGUAUGAUUAACUGUCUUUGUUCUGCUUCUGUAAGACUGCUUUCCUGUCUCACAGGUUUCAUGCCAAAAACCUGACCCGCCCCUGUUGGUUGCAUGUAUAAAAGUCAAGCCCUGUCAUUGUUCAGGGCUCAGCCUUUGGAUAUUCAUCGGCUGGGCCGGUGGUCACCUAAAUAAAAUCCUCCUGUUCCACCAAGUGGUCUCUCCAGCCUCCUGAUUCCCACAACAUUUUGGCGAGCCAGCCAGGAGGGGAGACUACAGGUUUACUGUCUCCUUUGGCUGUGGGACUGGAGCCCCGGGCUGGGGGAGACCCGUGACCCAAGGCACCAUUGGGAGAACUUCAACCCGGAGGGGAGAUUGGCUCUCCCAUGACCCGGCGCCCCUCCCUGACAGUGCAUUGGAACCUAAGGGGCUACAGGACGAUUCCAGGACUUCACGCUACAGGACUGCAUUGCAGGAAUUGUGCCUUGGAUCCAUCCAUCCAGUCAGCUGAAACCAGCAGUCCAGGACCAGCCAACAGGACCUAGACCAUGCAACCCAGCUGAUCCUACGAUGGAACCAAGGUGCCAAUGAGAUGACAACAGCCCUGCUCUGGUCACUCCGGAAGCUGACCAGUCCACGCAUGGCUGAAGCUUGAGGAGACAACAGCCCUGCUCUAGUCACCCCAGAAGCUGACUAGUCUAUGCACGGCCGAAGCUUGAGUCAUCAUCAGGGAAGUAAAUGUGGUUAGAAAUCUGAAGUCCAGUAAUUUUCCUUGUCAUAUUAAUUAUUUUGCUAUUAAGCUGUCACUUUGCUUAGCCUUCUCCCCCCAGGAAAAAGCCUUUUCUGUCCAUGCUGGGUAUGAACAUGCUACUCAUCACUUUGUUCUUGCUACUCCCCUUAUCCAUGUUAAAAGGAGAACCCUGGGAGGGAUGCCUCCACUGCACCCACACUACGUGGUCGGGGAACAUCAUGACUAAAACCCUGUUGUAUCACACUUAUUAUGAGUGUGCUGGGACCUGCCUAGGAACUUGUACUCACAACCAGACAACCUACUCAGUCUGUGACCCAGGAAGGGGCCAGCCUUAUGUGUGUUAUGACCCUAAGUCUUCACCUGGGACCUGGUUUGAAAUUCAUGUCGGGUCAAAGGAAGGGGAUCUUCUAAACCAAACCAAGGUAUUUCCCUCUGGCAAGGGUGUCGUAUCCUUAUACUUUGAUGUUUGCCAGAUAGUAUCCAUGGGCUCACUCUUUCCCGUAAUCUUCAGUUCCAUGGAGUACUAUAGUAGCUGCCAUAAAAAUAGGUGUGCACCCCCUGCUUGUUCCACCGAUUCCCCAGUAACAACUUGCUGGGACUGCACAACGUGGUCCACUAACCAACAAUCACUAGGGCCAAUUAUGCUUACCAAAAUACCAUUAGAACCAGAUUGUAAAACAAGCACUUGCAAUUCUGUAAAUCUUACCAUCUUAGAGCCAGAUCAGCCCAUAUGGACAACAGGUUUAAAAGCACCGCUAGGGGCACGAGUCAGCGGUGAAGAAAUUGGCCCAGGAGCCUAUGUCUAUCUAUAUAUCAUAAAGAAAACUCGGACCCGCUCAACCCAACAGUUCCGAGUUUUUGAGUCAUUCUAUGAGCAUGUUAACCAGAAAUUGCCUGAGCCCCCUCCCUUGGCCAGUAAUUUAUUCGCCCAACUGGCUGAAAACAUAGCCAGCAGCCUGCACGUCGCUUCAUGUUAUGUCUGUGGGGGAACGAACAUGGGAGACCAAUGGCCAUGGGAAGCAAGGGAACUAAUGCCCCAAGAUAAUUUCACACUAACUGCCUCUUCCCUCGAACCUGCACCAUCAAGUCAGAGCAUCUGGUUCUUAAAAACCUCCAUUAUUGGAAAAUUCUGUAUUGCUCGCUGGGGAAAGGCCUUUACAGACCCAGUAGGAGAGUUAACUUGCCUAGGACAACAAUAUUACAACGAGACACUAGGAAAGACUUUAUGGAGGGGCAAAAGCAAUAAUUCUGAAUCACCACACCCAAGCCCAUUCUCUCGUUUCCCAUCUUUAAACCAUUCUUGGUACCAACUUGAAGCUCCAAAUACCUGGCAGGCACCCUCUGGCCUCUACUGGAUCUGUGGGCCACAGGCAUAUCGACAACUGCCAGCUAAAUGGUCAGGGGCCUGUGUACUGGGGACAAUUAGGCCGUCCUUCUUCCUAAUGCCCCUAAAACAGGGAGAAACCUUAGGAUACCCCAUCUAUGAUGAAACUAAAAGGAAAAGCAAAAGAGGCGUAAGUAUAGGAGAUUGGAAGGACAAUGAAUGGCCUCCUGAAAGAAUAAUUCAAUAUUAUGGCCCAGCCACCUGGGCAGAAGAUGGAAUGUGGGGAUACCGCACCCCAGUUUACAUGCUUAACCGCAUUAUAAGAUUGCAGGCAGUACUAGAAAUCAUUACCAAUGAAACUGUAGGGGCCUUGAAUCUGCUUGCCCAGCAAGCCACAAAAAUGAGAAAUGUCAUUUAUCAAAAUAGACUGGCCUUAGACUACCUCCUAGCCCAGGAAGAGGGAGUAUGCGGAAAGUUCAACCUUACUAACUGCUGCCUGGAAAUUGAUGACAAAGGAAAGGUCAUCAAAGAAAUAACUGCUAAAAUCCAAAAGUUAGCUCACAUCCCAGUUCAGACUUGGAAAGGAUAGUCUCCAGAUUCCCUUUUCAGAGGUUGGUUCUCAUCCCUUGGAGGAUUUAAAACCUUAGUACAAAUAGUUCUAGCCAUAUUGGGAGUUUGCCUUAUACUCCCUUGUCUCUUACCCCUCAUUGUCAAAAAUAUCCAAACAGCCAUAGAGGCUCUUGUGGACAGACAGACUACCACACGACUAAUGGCCCUAACUAAGUAUUAACCCCUGCCAAGAAAAGAGCUACUUCCUCUUGAAGUAAAUGAAGAUAGUGAUGCUUUCUCUUAAACUUUACUUAUAAAAAGCAUCAAAGGGGGGAAUGAAGCAGGAAAUAUAAAAGGAAAAACAAGUAAAGGGAAAACAAGUCCUUUCCUGACCAGUCUGACUCACUCCAAAGUCCUGCUGGAGCUAUGAUAAUUAUCUGCAAGGCCAGGCAGGGGCUCCGAAGGAAUGGGCUCCAGGAGCAGGGAUGAGAAAAACAAGUUCUCCUUAUCAGUUUCCCUGUUUGAAAUUCUCUCCCCAUAACAUUAUUCUUUGUUCUGCUCUCACAACUAUUUUUGUAACUAUUUCUGCAAGUCUGUAAAGAUUUUGUAAGUUCUUGUUUUUCUUUCUGUAGCAUGGCAAGGUCACAAGACAUGUUUAAGUAAGGUAGGCUCAUGUUGCAAAUCCUGUUGUAAAACUUGUCACGGUAUGAUUAACUGCUUUUGUUCUGCUUCUGUAAGACUGCUUUCUCACCUCGCAGGUUUUGCGCCAAAAACCCGACUUGCCCCUGCCUGAUGCAUGUAUAAAAGUCAAGCCCUGUCUUUGUUCAGGGCUCAGCCUUUGGAUGUUCAUCGGCUGGGCCAGUGGCCACCUAAAUAAAAUCUUCCUGUUCCACCCA
Pan troglodytes (chimpanzee) is the source of this 10454-nucleotide messenger RNA. It is a transcript of the gene ERV3-1, whose product is annotated as endogenous retrovirus group 3 member 1, envelope. NCBI's taxonomy places the organism in Eukaryota, Metazoa, Chordata, Mammalia, Primates, Hominidae. The transcript has 3 exons. The record is from RefSeq and is a predicted model, not a curated record. Bases 7784 to 9598 code for a protein of 604 amino acids.